This is a messenger RNA of Prosopis cineraria, 2690 nucleotides long. RefSeq names its product homeobox-leucine zipper protein ATHB-15-like. The transcript is spliced from 15 exons. Lineage: Eukaryota; Viridiplantae; Streptophyta; Magnoliopsida; Fabales; Fabaceae. The record is from RefSeq and is a predicted model, not a curated record. Gene Ontology annotation, molecular function: lipid binding; DNA binding; DNA-binding transcription factor activity. Bases 820 to 2649 code for a protein of 609 amino acids.
CAACACAGCAAAUCCCAGAACACUAAAACAACACAUGGAAGAAAAACCAUAAAGCGAAACCCACCUCCCUCCUACUCUCUUCACUUUCUCUUCCAUCUAGGGUUCCCUCUUUAUCUUUCCUAGUUUAAUUUAUUAGUUUAUAGUUUAACUCAAUGGUUGGUUGGUGAAAAAAGCAUGUCCACAUGCCCGAGAGAGAUCCCUCGUUAGCUUCAACAGAAUCUCCCUUUGAUCGUUCCUCUAUUUUCUUUUGUACUUCUCUGUCAAUGGCGCUUGCUCUGUGAAAGCUGGGAAAAGAAAAAUAUGAUUCAGAAAUCAGGCGGGAAUCCAAUAGAUUAUUAGCUGGACUGGGAAUCUUGAUGACCAUGAAGAUCGGCGGAGCUGUGUUGUUUUGGCUGGUUUUCACUUCGUGAGCAAGAAACUACCUUCUUGUUUUUCGGGGGUCUCGGUUUUGAGAUAUGACGUUUUGGAUUGGCUGAAUCGAAUCUAGUGCUAUAUUUAUGUAUUUGGUAAUUAUGGGAAAUAUUUUCGUGUUGGGAAUGUUUUUGGGUAUCAGAUCGUUGGUCUCCUGAUCUCUGAUCUCGAGAGGUUUAUGUUUCCUCGUGUUCGCAGCUGUUUCUUAGUGGGGAAACAAGGAUAACUGCGUACCAGUUCAGGCAGCCUCUCUCUCCACAAACUUUUGUGAAUGCAUACUUGGUCAUAGAGGUCUUCUGUGGCAGGUUAAGCUGUAGCUGAACUACCGAAAGUACUCGAAGUAUUGGUGGAACUGCUUGAGCUUGUUCUCGCAUUCGUUGGGGAGUUUGAAUUUGUUGGUAACUGGUUAUGGCAAUGUCCUGCAAGGAUGGUAAAAUAGGACUGGACAACGGUAAGUAUGUCCGUUAUACACCUGAGCAGGUUGAAGCCCUUGAGAGGCUUUAUCACGAAUGCCCCAAACCUACUUCCAUUCGUCGCCAGCAGCUUAUCCGCGAGUGCCCAAUUCUCUCAAACAUUGAGCCGAAGCAAAUUAAAGUUUGGUUCCAGAACAGAAGAUGUAGGGAGAAGCAGAGAAAAGAGGCUUUACGCCUUCAAGCAGUUAAUAGGAAGCUGACGGCCUUGAACAAGCUCUUGAUGGAGGAGAAUGAUAGGUUACAGAAGCAGGUGUCUCAAUUGGUGUACGAAAAUGGCUAUUUUCGUCAAAACCCACAAAAUACAACACUUGCAACUAAGGACACAAGCUGUGAAUCUGCGGUGACGAGUGGUCAACAGAGUUUGACAGCACAGCAUCCCCCUAGGGAUGCGAGUCCUGCAGGACUUUUGUCCAUAGCAGAAGAAACUUUAGCAGAGUUUCUUUCAAAGGCUACUGGAACUGCUGUUGAGUGGGUCCAGAUGCCUGGAAUGAAGCCUGGUCCGGAUUCCAUUGGAAUCGUUGCUAUUUCUCAUGGUUGCAUUGGUGUGGCAGCGCGAGCCUGUGGUCUAGUGGGCCUUGAGCCCACAAGGGUUGUGGAAAUACUCAAAGACCGGCCUUCAUGGUUUCGUGAUUGCCGAGCUGUUGAUGUUCUCAAUGUGCUGCCCACAGCUAAUGGUGGAACCAUAGAGCUGCUUUAUAUGCAGCUCUAUGCGCCAACAACACUGGCGCCUGCUCGUGACUUUUGGUUGUUGCGCUACACAUCUGUUUUAGAAGAUGGCAGCCUUGUGGUCUGUGAGAGGUCUCUUAAAAAUACUCAAAAUGGUCCAAGCAUGCCACCUGUGCAGCAUUUUGUGAGAGCAGAGAUGCUUCCUAGUGGGUACUUGAUAAGACCUUGUGAAGGUGGUGGUUCUAUCAUACACAUUGUUGACCACAUGGAUUUGGAGCCAUGGAGUGUGCCUGAAGUACUGCGUCCAUUGUAUGAAUCAUCAACAGUGAUGGCUCAGAAGACAACCAUGACGGCCCUACGCCAGCUUAGACAGAUAUCUCAAGAGGUCUCUCAGUCUAAUGUCAAUGGGUGGGGCAGACGCCCUGCAGCUUUAAGAGCACUCAGCCAGCGAUUGAGCAGGGGUUUCAAUGAGGCUCUAAAUGGGUUUACUGAUGAAGGAUGGUCAAUGAUUGGCAAUGAUGGUGUAGAUGAUGUUAUGGUUCUGGUGAAUACAUCUCCUGACAAAUUAAUGGGUUUAAAUCUCUCCUUUGCAAAUGGAUUUCCAUCUGUCAGCAAUGCAGUCUUAUGUGCCAAAGCAUCAAUGCUGUUGCAGAAUGUGCCUCCUGCCAUUCUCCUCAGGUUUUUGAGGGAGCAUAGAUCUGAAUGGGCAGACAACAACAUGGAUGCUUACUCAGCUGCUGCCAUUAAAGUUGGUCCUUGUAGCUUACCAGGAUCUCGUGUUGGAAACUAUGGAGGUCAAGUUAUACUUCCCCUUGCCCACACUAUUGAGCAUGAAGAGCUUCUGGAAGUCAUUAAACUGGAUGGAAUAGCUCAUUCUUCUGAGGACAUGAUAAUGGCAAGAGAGCUGUUUCUUUUGCAACUCUGUGGUGGGAUGGAUGAGAAUUCUUUUGGCACCUGUGCUGAGCUUAUAUUUGCUCCAAUUGAUGCAUCGUUUGCUGAUGAUGCCCCACUUUUACCUUCAGGAUUUCGCAUUAUUCCUCUUGAUCCUGGGAAGGAAGCCUCUAGCCCAAAUCGAACCUUGACCUUGCAUCUUCGCUGAUAUUGGCCCUGCUGGAAAUAGGGCGUCUAUUGAUUAUGCUG